Molecule: messenger RNA, 2406 nt
Organism: Pseudoliparis swirei
Lineage: Eukaryota; Metazoa; Chordata; Actinopteri; Perciformes; Liparidae
Product: potassium voltage-gated channel subfamily B member 1-like
Biological process (GO): protein homooligomerization; potassium ion transmembrane transport
Cellular component (GO): membrane; voltage-gated potassium channel complex
Molecular function (GO): delayed rectifier potassium channel activity; protein binding
Source: RefSeq, a predicted model, not a curated record
CGAGUGACUUGAGUGAAGAUGAUCAAAACCGAGUCUCGGUCGGCCACCUCGCUGCCAACGGAUACCAUGGACAUCACCGGCAGCAAGACGCACACCUGCCGUGUGAGACUCAACGUGGGGGGCCUUCUCCACGAAGUCCUGUGGAGGACGCUGGACAGGCUACCCCGCACACGACUGGGCAAACUGAGGGACUGCAACACCCACGAUUCUAUCUUGGAGAUAUGUGAUGACUACAGCUUGGAUGACAGUGAGUACUUUUUCGACAGACACCCCGGAGCUUUCACCUCCAUUCUGAACUUCUACCGCACCGGAAAGUUGCACAUGAUGGAAGAAAUGUGCGCCCUCUCGUUCAGCCAAGAGCUGGACUUCUGGGGCAUCGACGAGAUCUACCUGGAGUCCUGCUGCCAGGCCAGGUACCACCAGAAAAAGGAGCAAAUGAACGAGGAGCUAAAGAGAGAGGCUGAGAAUAUGAGUGAGAGGGUCGGAGAGGAGUUUACAACCACAUGUUGUUCUGAGAAGAGGAAGAAGCUGUGGGACCUCUUGGAGAAACCAAGCUCAUCAUUUGCUGCUAAGAUCCUGGCAAUUUUCUCCGUCCUCUUCAUCGUGUUGUCUACCAUCGCCUUGUCUCUGAACACUCUUCCAGAGCUGCAGGACACAGAUGAGUUUGGUCAGCCCACUGACAACCCGCAGCUGGCCCAGGUGGAAGCUGUGUGUAUUGCCUGGUUUACCAUGGAGUACCUGCUGCGCUUCCUCUCCUCCCCCAACAAGUGGAAGUUCUUCAAGGGUCCGCUGAACAUAAUCGACUUGUUGGCCAUCCUGCCAUACUACGUCACCAUCUUUUUGACAGAAUCCAAUAAGAGUGUGCUGCAAUUUCAGAACGUCCGGCGCGUAGUUCAGAUUUUCCGGAUCAUGCGGAUCUUGCGUAUUCUGAAGCUGGCUCGUCACUCCACAGGUCUUCAGUCUCUGGGUUUCACGCUCAAGAGGAGUUACAAUGAGCUGGGCCUGCUCAUCCUUUUCUUGGCCAUGGGCAUCAUGAUAUUCUCCAGUCUAGUGUUCUUUGCCGAAAAGGAUGAAGAGGACACCAAGUUCAAAAGUAUUCCAGCUUCUUUCUGGUGGGCUACCAUUACCAUGACAACAGUAGGCUAUGGCGAUAUUUACCCUAAAACUCUCCUGGGAAAGAUAGUUGGAGGAUUGUGCUGCAUUGCCGGAGUAUUAGUUAUCGCCCUGCCUAUCCCCAUUAUUGUGAAUAACUUCUCUGAGUUCUACAAAGAGCAAAAGAGGCAGGAGAAAGCUGUCAAGAGAAGGGAGGCUCUGGACAGGGCGAAGAUAAAUGGCAGCAUUGUUUCGAUGAACAUGAAAGAAGCAUUUGCCCGCAAUAAAGAGCUCAUGGAUAUAAUGGUGGAAAACACGGUGGAGAAGACACAUGAUAAUCAUGUGUCUCCUAGUGUGCAGAAAGGUACACCCAAACUCAGGUCACAGAUGAGUCCCAGCAGCCCCACCAAGACCCUCGAAUCAAGCUCCCCAGAGCUGGCCACGCCUCCUGGCAGCCCUCAGCAUCUUAGCGCACAGAAACUGGAGGAGAUGUACAAUAACAUGGGUAAGGCCCAGUCACAUCCCAACCUCACCAGCGAGGAAAAGGGGCCACCGUCCAAAGCAGUUUGGCAGAGAGAAGAAAUAGGGAUGGGAAGCAUCACCGCCGAAGCCAUCACAAGUAAAACAGACACAGUUGCAAACAUGAGGAGCAUGUCGAGCAUUGACAGCUUCAUCAGCUGCACCACUGACUUCCCUGAGAGCUUUCACUUUUCCCACAGACCCAUUAGUAGCAUGCCAGGGAAGGUCAGCACCCAGCCCCGCCUGGAGCCCACUUUGGAGAAUGAGAAUGAGCAUGAAGGUCCCCAGGGCACCAAUACACCCCGAACAAGACGGGGCAGCAGGCUCGGCCCGUAUGAUGUCAGUCCCAGGGCUCUGCGCUUCAACAACCCGCUCAAAAGCCACUCUCUCAAGGUCAACUUCAGAGCUGGGGAGGAUUCUGGGACAGGGGCCCUCUCAGACAGCUCGUCAGUCCAGGGCCCUGAGGUGUCCAUCUAUACAACUGCCAGAAGUAGGACACCCAGCAGGAGCCCGGAGUAUGUACUGCCCAGCAGCCUCUUCACAUUCCACGAUGCAUCCAUCAAUAAAUUCAUCGACGCUGACACAGAUGAGGAGGACAAUCCAACCCAAAGACUCCUGGAAAGAGCAAGCCCCAUGAUUGGCCAUCACUCCAGGUUCCAGCAAGGGGCCAACCACAUGGAGGGCCUGCAGGCAACGCCGUGGAGCAGCACGCUGCUGCCGGUAGAAGGGCAGGAGAACCACGUGGCUCAGGAACUAAAACCACUUCAGGGAGAGAAGAGUCAUUCGAACACUUAA